AUGGCGAGAGUCGCUGUACUCCUCCUUCUUCUGGAGAUCGUCCUGGGCCAGCAAGAGCCCUUCAGGACGGAGCUUUUCCCUGAACAGCUGGAGCAACAGAGAAUCCAAUUCAGGCAAGGGGAUAUUCAGCGUAGGAUACAACAGCUACAGCAACUUCAACAGGUGGUGAGCGGCCCUCGCCUGGGGGAAGUCCUUCAGGAGAUGGAAUCGCUGGACCAGGAAUCGAAGAAACUGCAGGCGGACAUGCAACGCCUCCAGGAGAACAUCCAGAGGAGGCUGGCAGGUCUGGAUGUACCCUUCAAUCCGCAGGUCAUCGAGCAACCAGCGUCACCUGCUCCACCUCCACCAUCUCCGGAACCAGUUGAAGAUGUAAAAAGGCAGAUACCACCAACCACAACAGAACUUCCAGAUAUCCAGGAGGACUUCGUAUUGCCUUGUAGCAUGGAGACUGGCGAGGAAGGACUGUGUCGACCGCUUGUCAAGUGCCUGUCAUUCUACGCCGAUGUACCGGAGUUGAGGAAGCAGCCCUGUCCUUUGGGUCAGAACGACCAGCAGGGUGUCUGCUGCCCUCUGAAAACUCCAAAUGUGAGCGGAGGCGGACCAACCAGCAGCGGUGUGCUACGUUCACCUCCACCACCUCCCGUCCAGAUACCGCCCCUAACACCCCAGAACCUGGAGACAGCUGCUGAGACUGGAGUUGAGGCGAUCAGGGAAAGAUUUCAGUUCUUGGUGAACCUCUUCUCCAGGGGUAUCACGGUCAAACCAGGAACUCCAGCAAAAUGGCACCUCGACUUCUUCCCUACCACUAAUGAGACCUUGGCAGUAGGAGAUGAGGCACAGAAAAACAUCCAAGCGUCGAAGGCUCUUGUCGAUGAGUUUAGCCUGUCCCCAGCUCAGGGAACAUUCGCCCUUCCAAAGUUCAGCCUGUUGAACACUGUCCUCGCCGACACCUGCCCUCCAAGCGUGAGAUGCUUUGCUGCAAAAUACAGGACAAUGGAUGGCUCUUGCAACAAUCUUAGGAACCCGCACUGGGGUCAAGCAGGCACAGCUUUACAAAGGAUCCUACCACCAAAAUAUGCGGAUGGAGUCAACGCACCGAGAACUGGAGAAUUUGGGCCUCUUCCAAGUCCAAGAUUAAUAACUUUGUUCUAUGCAACUGAUGUUGAGUUCCCAUCAAACAAUUACACCAUGAUGGUGAUGCAAUGGGGACAAUUUUUGGAUCAUGAUCUCACACAUACACCAAUUUCAAGAGGAGCUAGUGGCAGUGGAAUAUCAUGCUGCAGAGAUGGACAAGUAAUCAGUCCUGAAUUGAGGCAUCCAGACUGUUUUCCAAUUGACCUACCAAGGAAUGAUAGAGUUUUUGCACCAUUUGGUGAACGAUGUAUGGAAUUUGCAAGAUCACUACCAGCUCCAAGACCAGAAUGUAACUUUGGGCCAAGAGAACAGAUGAAUCAAAUAACUGGUUACCUUGAUGCUUCUAACAUCUAUGGAUCAAACCGUGACACAGCAAGGAGUCUACGAUUGUUCAGAGGAGGGUUUUUAAGAGCUCAGAAUGUAAGAGGCCGAGCAUACCUUCCAGGAAAUCCUAAUGAGUGUACAGACAGAACAAACAGAUUGGCAUGUUUUAGUGCAGGAGAUGGAAGGGUAAAUGAACAAGUUGACUUGGCAUUAAUACACACUGUCUGGCUUCGAGAACAUAACAGAAUUGCUUCUAUUCUGCAGCGUAUCCACCCAAAUUGGUCUGAUGAAGCACUUUUCCAAGAAGCCAAACGUAUUGUGAUUGCAGAGUAUCAGCACAUCACAUACAAUGAAUAUCUUCCGAUUUUGCUAGGUCGAGCUUACAUGGAAAAAUCGUCAUUGGCACCAAAAGAUAAAGGAUGGACCACAUUAUAUGAUCCUAAUCUUAAUGGAGGAAUAACAAACGUUUUUGCAACUGCUGCUUUUAGAUUUGGACACAGCCAAAUUCAGAGUUUUCUCCAUGGGUAUGGGAGAUUUGGAAAUCUCAGGCAUAAUCUAGAAAUGAGCAAAAAUCACUUUGCUCCAUUCAUGCUAUACAAUGAAGGGUCUGUCGACGAUAUGCUGAGAGGACUUGCAGCACAACCAAUGCAGAAUGUGGAUAGGCACUUUACAAAUCAAAUUACAGAUCAUCUGUUCCAAGGAAACCUAGAUAUUGGGUUGGAUCUUGUUUCGCUGAAUAUUCAGAGAGGCCGUGAUCAUGGUCUCGCACCAUACAAUGACUGGAGAGAAGUAUGUGGCCUUCGCAGGGCUCGCAGAUGGGAAGAUCUUGAAGAACAAAUGGAGCCAUCGACUAUUGAGGUUAUUGCCCGACUGUACCAAAAUAUUGAAGAUGUGGACCUUUUCGUCGGUGCCAUGGGAGAAAAUCCAGUACAAGGAGCAAUUUUGGGGCCAACAUUUUUAUGUCUAAUUGGAGAUCAAUUCGCUAGGCUUAGGAGGGCUGAUAGGUUCUUCUAUGAAGAAGCAAAUCAACCUUCUUCAUUCACUUCUGAUCAACUAACUGAAAUAAGAAAAACAAGUUUGGCAAGAAUCCUUUGUGAUAACUCUGAUGAUCUAGCACGAAUCCAGCCUUUGGCAUUCAUUCAACCUUCAUUUUUGAAUCAAAGGAUACCAUGUGAUAGUCGAGCAAUACCAUCAAUGGAUCUCAGAGCUUGGAUUAAUGAAAACCCAGCAACAUAGAAGAAGCAUGGUAGAUAAAAUCAGAAAACUAAAUCAACUUAAAAAUAUGGGAUUGUUAUUUUUAAAUCCAUAAGAUUUGAGAUAACUGAUUAACGAACCAACAGAGUGUAAUAUAGUUAUGUUUUAACAAUGUAAAUAAAUUUAAAGUAUGAGGCACUAAUUGUGUAUGAUACACAUUUUUAGUAUAUCAUUAAGCAGUAAUGCAUUUUAUUUAUUUUAUUUUUGUCAUUUCAAACAUAUAUUAUCUUACUGCAAUAAACUCUCUUUUAUUCUGAGUUAUGUUAACAGAUUAUUCCAUCAUCUAGUGCCAAAAAAUUAUAUGCAAUAUUUUUUAAUUUUAUAAAAAAGAAAUUUUCAUUCUUUUAAAUAAAUAAUAACUUACAAAGUUCUUCUUAAUUAU
Nezara viridula (southern green stink bug) is the source of this 3094-nucleotide messenger RNA. NCBI's taxonomy places the organism in Eukaryota, Metazoa, Arthropoda, Insecta, Hemiptera, Pentatomidae. The record is from the annotation of a GenBank genome assembly.